Messenger RNA from Aspergillus tanneri, 282 nucleotides. RefSeq lists its product as uncharacterized. The transcript has 2 exons. The record is from RefSeq and is a predicted model, not a curated record. Bases 1 to 282 code for a protein of 93 amino acids. NCBI's taxonomy places the organism in Eukaryota, Fungi, Ascomycota, Eurotiomycetes, Eurotiales, Aspergillaceae.
AUGACUGCAUCGCUCAUGCGACUCGACCAUAUCGUGCCCUUCACCCGGAGGCACAAAAAGGGCUUGCGGGAUUUUCUUUUAACUUCGCCCGUGCCCAUGGCAAAGGACCCGUAUGUAGCCGAGGUGUUCACUUUGUUUCUCAUGGAUGAGAUUAUUCAACCAGUUACUACCCCUGAGAAGACUCCUGUAUCAUCACGAACAAGCUUGAGCUGGCAUAGCGACAUAAUUGCGAAACACUUCAGGGUUGUUAUCGGCCAAAAUGGCAUGAAUAUGGCAUCUUAG